Molecule: messenger RNA, 2896 nt
Organism: Sebastes umbrosus (honeycomb rockfish)
Lineage: Eukaryota; Metazoa; Chordata; Actinopteri; Perciformes; Sebastidae
Gene: rnf185
Product: ring finger protein 185
Exons: 6
Coding region: 445-1029 (194 amino acids)
Biological process (GO): ubiquitin-dependent protein catabolic process
Cellular component (GO): endoplasmic reticulum
Molecular function (GO): ubiquitin-like protein conjugating enzyme binding; metal ion binding; ubiquitin protein ligase activity
Source: RefSeq, a predicted model, not a curated record
UCACUACCAGGAUGUACUUCCGGUUAACACUGUGCUGACGGACGUGUGAUGCAACCAGACGUCAGGACAUUUCUCAACUUCUCUCAAUAAGUUUUAGCAUUUUUAGUUAGAAAAUCACGUUGGGAACGACACGCGGAUUAACGGCCUUGUAUUGUUUGUUCGUUGUUUUGUAUUUAGUAGAUCCGUCCGACAGUAAAACCGGUUUCCUGUCCUCUCUCUAACGGCAGUAACUCCUUCUCUAGAUGGGAGCUAACGGUCGCUAGCAGCCGGUGGAUGUUGCUGGAUUUCACUCCUUUUUAAAGAGUUGUUUGUCUUCAGCUCAGUCUCGCGUCUUGUCCUCUUUGUUAGCUAUAACCCCCAUCACCUGGGCCUCCAUAUGUACUUGUUUUGAGUCGCUGGGUGCCGGCGGAGUCACCUGUAACCCUCUUGUUGUUGAGUCUUUAAAUGGCCACCGCUGCCCCCCCUCCUCCAGCCCCUGGCUCCACUGCGGCCACUGAGAACCCGAGUCCCGGAUCCAGCAGCUCCACCGCGGCUGACGGCGGCAACCAGGACAGCACCUUCGAGUGUAACAUCUGUCUGGACACCGCCAAGGAUGCAGUGAUCAGCCUGUGUGGACACCUCUUCUGUUGGCCUUGCUUGCAUCAGUGGUUGGAGACCAGACCCAACAGACAAGUGUGUCCGGUGUGUAAAGCUGGCAUCAGCCGAGACAAAGUAAUCCCCUUGUAUGGACGGGGAAGUACAGGUCAACAAGACCCCAGAGAAAGAACACCCCCUCGACCACAAGGUCAGAGGCCUGAGCCAGAAAACCGUGGUGGCUUUCAAGGGUUUGGCUUUGGAGAUGGCGGUUUCCAGAUGUCAUUUGGAAUCGGUGCCUUUCCAUUUGGUAUUUUUGCUACAGCAUUUAACAUCAAUGACGGAAGACCUCCUCCAGCGGCCCCUGGGACACCACAACACAUGGAUGAACAGUUUCUGUCUCGACUCUUCCUGUUUGUCGCUCUGGUGAUUAUGUUCUGGCUGCUGAUUGCAUAAAUGCACGGAAAGAUAACAUCUUCUGCGACAUUAUGGCACAUCAUUACGGUUUGCACCAAUAUGAUUCUGCCUUCUUUCUGGUUACUUUUUUUUCCUCUCUCUCCUUGACACGAAGCCAUGUGAGAUUUGAAUGACGCAGGUUUUUUUCCGAAAAUAAAGAUAUGGAUAACAUCUGUCAAGGUGAACCGUUUAGCCUUGGUUUCCUAAUGUUUCAACUCAUAAACACAGUUGCUUUGCAAAGCAGCACACCAAAAUUCUUCACCCAAACUGUAUCAGCUGAAAGCUUCAAACGUCAUGCUGCUUGUUACAACAUGUCUGUCUCUCUUUUGUUUAUUUUAAUCAGACACAUACAUGAGGUUGUUCAGAUUAGAGAAAAUGGAAGAGAUCAUUCUCAGUACUCUUUUGUUGUUAUUGUUUUUGAGUUAUUACUGCUCAUUUACUUAGAUUUUCAUUCACACUUUUAAUCCCAUAUGUUGUAUAUGGUAAUUUCCUUUCAGCCUAUAUUUGGCCUCUAUUACCCUAUUUGAUCCCUAUCCCUUUUAAGGCUAUCUUUUAUUUAAAAUUAAUUUUAGUCAGUUGGCCCUAUUCCUAUUGACUGCUCAUAGCAGGAAAAGCACAGGUGUUAAAAAUAACAUUAAUGAUGCGUUCGAAAUCACAUACUAUUCAUUAUAUACCAAAUAUGUGUGCUAUCGAUCAACAUACUUUUAUGUGAAUAAACAGUAGUAUGUAUCUCUUCAGAUGCACUGAGCAGUAAUUUACGUUGUCACUUCCUGAGAGCCUCUUUACCGGUUGGAGACGCGUAACCAUGGCAACCCGUACCAACCUGAUAUGACCAAAACGAUGAUUUGUGAGAAUCAUAAAGUCUGAACAAAUUUUUAAAAUGUAUUACGGCCAGCAAAGUGAAAUCUUUACUUACCCAUGUCACUACCGCAUUGCACUGUGGGAUAUUUAUGCCACCAUAGUGUCCACUGUUUGCAUACUGUAAUAUUUCACCAGACAUUUUAUGCAAUUUGCUUACUAUUGGUUUCGGAGAUGCUAAAAAAAAUCUCACAUACUGUUUUAGUGUACUAAACAGCACGCUAUUAUGGAAUUUCGGACACAACCUAGCUCUGUUAUACUCAAAUGUACCAGUAAACCAUGACUGUGUGAUCAUUUAUUUUAUUAUUAACAGCUGUGCUUUUAAAAUCUUUACAUGUCAAUUUAUCACAAACACACCCUGUAUUGUUUUGAAUUAUUGCAGAGUCUUACUAGCAUGUGCCUCAUCCAUUUUGUCUCUCUGUUCACUGAUGUACUAAGAUUCUUUUUUUUUUUUUAAUAUAGCUCUUCCUAAUCUUACAAAUUACACGUCAUUGUCGAAAUUUACCAAAAUCACACACGUUUUGUGGAAUCAAAACAAUGUCACGCAUUGUCUCUUUAUUUUAGAUGAGAUUAAAAAGAAAUGUUGAUGCAUGUAAGCAGUUGAAAGAUUUAAUUUAUGAAACAGUGUUCCUCUCCAAAAUGUAAAGUAUUUCUUUUUUGCUCAGUUUUCUCUGUCCCUGUAAUUACAUGUAAAAUACUGUAGAUUAUUACUGGAAUGAAGACUGGCUGGUUGAACAUGAAACCACUUUUCUAAAUGUGAAUUCACUCUAUUGACAGAAAAUCUAUGUAAAUAAAAAAAUUAAUCAGAGUCUGUCUGGUUUAUCAAGGUGUAAAUAUGUUAAGGCUUUCUCACAAGCCUUACUCAUCUAACAAAUAUGCAAAUCAAGACCCACCAAACCACAGUGGUGUGGAAAAAAAAUGCAACAACUUGCUCAAUAGUAAAAGGUAUUCUUCAUUGUUAAUUUCAAAUUAAAAAAAGGAUGUACUUCAGACUCAACCACUGUGUGCC